AUAAAUUGUUUAAUGUGAACACAACGUUCGGGCGUGAAGUGCUUAAUUUAUUUUAAGAACGUAUUUUUAUACAUUUUGGGGACGAUAUGCAGUAUGAUAUGAUUAUAGUUGGCAGCGGGUCUGUCGGGUCCGCGGCCGGUUAUUACGCAGCAAAAGCCGGCACCAAAGUGUUAAUGAUUGACAGUGGAGUACCGCCGCAUAAGGACGCCAGCCACCACGGCGUCACCAGGAUCUUCAGGUGCGCUUACGGCGAAGGGGCUCAUUAUGUACCACUGGUCCUUCGAGCCAAGCAGCUGUGGAAGGAGUUAGGUGAAAUAUCUGGAAAAGAAGUGUUGAAACAAUGUGGCGUGCUUAACUUGGCUCCAAAAGACUCAAGAUUUAUGGCAAACAUCCAAAAAUGUGUUCAACAAUUUAAUCUAAAAGCAGAGACUUUGUCACCGGAAAAGGUGCAUGAGAGGUGGGCUGGGAUUACUGCACCUGAGGAUUAUGCAGCCGUAUUCGAGUCUGAUGCGGGAGUACUUAACACUGAAUUAGCAAUUGGUGCUUAUGUAAAACUAUCGAAAGAAGCUGGCGCGGAACAGUUGUUCAACACCGUGGUCACCGCUGUGAAACCGAUCGAAAAUGGAGUGGAAGUCGAGACGAGCGUUGGCAAGUUCAGAUCACGCAAAGCCUUGGUUUCCGCCGGUACUUGGGUCAGAAAGUUAUUCCCAGAAAUGCCAAUACAACCAUUACGAAAGACAUUCGUGUGGCAUAACGCACCAGAGAUUUAUAAAAAUAUACCUGGGUUCGUCAUUACUCAUAAAAGUCAUUCAUACUAUGGAUUUCCUUCCGACGGCAUUGGUUUAAAAGUAGGAAAACAUAAUGGCGGUCAGUAUAUGCAAUCACUUGACGAAUUUCUGCCAUAUGGAGCUGUAGCUGAGGAUAAGACAGAAUUGUUGGAGUGUUUGGGCGCGUUUCUACGUGGGGCAGGAGAGGCGGUGCACGGCGAAGUUUGUUCUUACGACAUGAGUCCUGAUUCAAACUUUAUCAUCGACGUAGUCCCUAACAUCCCUAAUGUGAUGGUGGUUUCUGGUCUUAGCGGUCACGGGUUUAAAUUUACGUCUGCUCUUGGUGAGGUAGCUGCGCUGUUUGGAGGCGGCAAGGAGAGUCCAAUAGAUUUAUCCGCCUUCAGAUUGAGCCGAUUUAAAAAGAGUAGCCAACUAUAAAUUUUAAACAAACUGACGAAGGUAAAAUUCUUAUAAUUGUUAAAGUUAAAAUCGAUAUAAAUUGUAUGAAAUACGUAAUAAAUACAUUAUUGAUAAUAAAUUCAGCAAUAUUAAUAGCAA
This is a messenger RNA of Manduca sexta (tobacco hornworm), 1325 nucleotides long. RefSeq names its product N-methyl-L-tryptophan oxidase-like. Gene Ontology annotation, molecular function: flavin adenine dinucleotide binding; sarcosine oxidase activity. The transcript has a single exon. NCBI's taxonomy places the organism in Eukaryota, Metazoa, Arthropoda, Insecta, Lepidoptera, Sphingidae. The record is from RefSeq and is a predicted model, not a curated record. The coding region runs from base 87 to 1205 and encodes 372 amino acids. Gene Ontology annotation, cellular component: cytosol.